Molecule: messenger RNA, 1180 nt
Organism: Scleropages formosus (Asian bonytongue)
Lineage: Eukaryota; Metazoa; Chordata; Actinopteri; Osteoglossiformes; Osteoglossidae
Product: forkhead box protein D3-B-like
Exons: 2
Coding region: 269-1180 (303 amino acids)
Biological process (GO): anatomical structure morphogenesis; regulation of transcription by RNA polymerase II; cell differentiation
Molecular function (GO): DNA-binding transcription factor activity, RNA polymerase II-specific; RNA polymerase II cis-regulatory region sequence-specific DNA binding
Source: RefSeq, a predicted model, not a curated record
UAAAAGGGUGCGACGUCACGAGAGCAUGUGACUGUGCCAAGUGUAUAUUUCCGUCGCGCGUUACCGUUGACUGCCCCUUCUUAAUCUUUUAUUCACUUUCUUAGGGAAAGUUACUUCGAGAAGAAGCUACUGGGCUGCAGGAGCGUGGUAUCACUGGGGAGAACGGUUCCAAAGCUGACGAGUGAUCGUGGCACCUGCACGCGCUUGGCUCCCCCGGCGACCGCUCGAGCGCUUUUAUGUUCGGUUGCUUGACUUCCGAGAAGCCGAAAUGACCUUUUCUGAAGGCACCAACUCCAGGCCGAUGUCUCAGCGGACUGCGGCAGCUGAAGAUGCCCAUAUCGACGUCGUCGGAGGAGAUGAGGAGGAAACGACGGACGUGGAAAGUGAGAGUGAUGUCCACCACGGAGACCACGGAGCAGAGGAGAUCAAGGGUUUGGUGCUCACAGGGAGCUGUUCUGAGCACCACAGUACACACGGAGCAGCCGAAGAGGAGACUAAGGGAGAGCAGAGUGACUGCCCGGGGGGUCCCCUACAGAAUAAAGGGAAGAGCAGCGUGGUAAAGCCGCCCUACUCGUACAUCGCGCUCAUCACCAUGUCCAUCCUGCAGAGUCCCCACAGGAAACUGACCCUCAGCGGCAUCUGCGAGUUCAUCAGCAGUCGCUUCCCCUACUACAGGGAGAAGUUCCCCGCGUGGCAGAACUCGAUCCGACACAACCUGUCCCUCAACGACUGCUUCGUCAAGAUCCCCAGGGAGCCGGGCAACCCGGGCAAGGGCAACUACUGGACCCUGGACCCGCAGUCCGAAGACAUGUUUGACAACGGGAGUUUUCUGAGGAGAAGGAAAAGGUUCAAAAGACACCACCAACCAGAUCAUGUUCUGCGAGACGAGACUGCCUUCAUGGUGCAACACUUGGGUCCGUACGCGAUAGGGAAUCCGUACGCUCGUCGCUACGGCUUCUACCCGGCGGGGAGUGUGCAGUUCCCCUAUUUGCCCCCAGUGGCUCCGAUCCUCCCUCCACCUCUGCCGCUCUUACGGUCUCCAGACGUGAGCAGAAAAUCCCUGGGGCUCCCGGCCAGGCGCAGCGUCCCAGUGCACCACAACAGUGUGGGAUCCGGACCGACAGUGGAAUGGGAAACCCCUGGCAAACCCUCUUUUAGCAUAGCGAGUUUGGUCAAUUGA